Penicillium taxi is the source of this 2214-nucleotide messenger RNA. Its product is annotated as transient receptor potential ion channel family protein. The coding region runs from base 1 to 2214 and encodes 737 amino acids. Lineage: Eukaryota; Fungi; Ascomycota; Eurotiomycetes; Eurotiales; Aspergillaceae. Gene Ontology annotation, biological process: transmembrane transport; fungal-type cell wall biogenesis. The record is from RefSeq and is a predicted model, not a curated record. The transcript has a single exon.
AUGCGGUUAUUGUCAGUUAUCGCUUGCGUAGUCGCCUUUGUGGCACCCAUGGCGUCUGCCGUUAAGCUACUCGAAUCUAAUGCGCUCAACCUAUGCAUGGAGAGUAGCAAUUUCACCGCUACCUAUUUCAACGUCAUUUUUUACCCUGGAAACAAUUCGCUGGUUAUCGGAUUCGAUGGUGUUUCAUAUAUCUCCGGCAAAGUCGUCGCCGACAUGACACUCACAGCUUACGGUUAUGAUGCUUAUACCCACACCUUGGAUCCCUGUGACAUUGAUGGAAUGGGAAUGUGUCCCAUGGCGCCAGGUCCCAUCGAUCUACAGGAUGUCCCGCUGCAACUUUCUAGUGAUACGGCUUCCAAUGUUCCCAGUAUUGCCUUUACAGUGCCCGAUCUUGACGCAAAUGUGAAGAUUGUCAUCAAGACGCGAGACACCAACGAAUCCAUUGCUUGCGUAGAAGCAUCUCUCUCCAACGGCAAGACUGUUUACCAAGAUGGAGUCGCAUGGGUUACUGCCAUCAUCUCCGGCUUGGCUCUUGCAGCAUCUGCCAUUACGUCUGGUCUAGGACACUCCAACACUGCUGCUCACGUUGCCGCCAACGCUCUCUCUCUAUUCGGCUUUAUGCAGUCUCAAGCGAUGAUUGGAAUGACCGCGGUCCACAUGCCCCCGAUUGUCGAAGCAUGGACGCAGAAUUUCCAAUGGAGUAUGGGAAUUAUUCACGUUGAUUUCUUGCAGACUAUUUGCACCUGGUACCAGCGCUCAACUGGUGGUACUCCCUCGACACUACUCUCCUCACUUGAUACUACCUCGGUAGAAGUACUAAAGCGCCGCAAGCGUGACCUGAUUCAACCUGCCGUCAACAUGAUGAAGCGAUCCGCCGGACUCAUCAAACGAGCUAGCUCUAGCCAGACAGUCUCGGUUGUGCGGGGCAUUGAUCGUGUUGGUUUCAAAGCAGAUAUCGAAGAGACCAAUAUCUUCCUGACAGGGCUCAUCUUCUUUGCGGUUUUCGUCUGUAUUGUCUGUAUCAUCGUUGCGGCCUUCAAGGGUAUUUGCGAGCUGCUUGUCAAGAACGGCAAGAUGCAAAACGAGAAAUUCCAGGAGUUCCGCAAUGGCUGGAAGGUGGUCACCCGGGGUAUUCUUUUCCGACUCACUCAGAUCGGAUUCCCCCAAAUGUGCGUUCUAUGUCUGUGGGAGUUUACAAAGCGUGAUUCGGCGGCCGAGGUUGUCUUGGCUGUGGUGAUGUUCCUCUCCAUGAUCUUCGCAAUGGGCUGGGCAGCUCAGAAGGUCAUUCGUCUGGCCAAACGCUCCGUCGCCAUGCACAAGAACCCUGCCUACAUCCUGUAUUCCGAUCCCUCCGCUUUGAACAAGUGGGGUUUCCUCUAUGUUCAAUACCGGGCAACGGCAUACUACUUUGUCGUUCCCUACAUGAUCUACGUGCUCAUAAAGGGCAUGUUCAUUGGUCUGAGCCAGUCCUCCCCAGUCGUUCAAACUGUCGCAUUGGUGGUUCUCGAGGUGGCCAUGUUGAUUGGUGUUUGUGUCUUGCGGCCGUGGAUGGAUAAAAAAACUAAUGUCUUCAACAUUUCCAUUGCGGUCGUCAACUUUCUCAACUCUAUCUUCCUGCUGGUCUUCUCAGAUGUUUUUAAUCCUCCGGGCAUGAUGAUCGGUGUGAUGGGAGUUGUGUUCUUCGUUUAUAACGCCAUAUUUGCUCUAGUCCUCUUGAUUCUUGUCCUGAUCGCUGCGGUUUAUGCCGUGGUGUCAAAGAACCCCGAUGUACGGUACCAGCCAAUGCGCGAUGACCGCGGCUCCUUUAUCAAGUCGGAAAAUCAGAUCACCACUGAGUUGGAUGCUCUGGGUGCAACCGCCCGUGGUGAUGUCAAGACUGGCUACCAACACCAACAAAAUCCGUUCGAAGACGAUUCCACCUCCAUCUCCAGUGCCCAAGGUAUCACCGUCAACCACAACAUGAAUCCGGCUCACACACAAAACAUGUCCCAACCCAUGUCCCGAUCACCAGUCGACAAUUCAGUACCACUCUUCCCUAGUGACAACUCGGGUUACCGUGGUCCUCCACCAGGUUACACGCAGGCCAACCGGGCCCCCUCUCCUAACAUGCGAAACUACGACAACGCACCAGUUGGAGUCUCUGCCUUGGCGCCAAACUAUAGGCAACAAAACAAUGCCAGUCCUUGGCAAAGAGGCGCUGGUUACGAUCACUAG